AAAGGGGUGUGCCUCUCUAACCCUGCGCCUCGGCCUUCCGCAACUCUUGGGAAUCGUCCAAUACCUACGUCGGCAGUGGAAGAUGAGCUUCUCAACUCGGAAAAUCCCCAGUGCUCGACAUACAGGGUCCUUCGAGAACAACCAAGUUUCGCGACCAUGAAAUAAGCGAUUGGUGAGGAACGUCGACCACGUCGACUCGCCACCAUGGUACGUUUUCUCCUCAAUGAUGUAAGGAAAUUGCCGUGCCAUGUUCUAUCUGCCCAGGACGUCACAUCCUUUCAUUUCUUGCAGUGGCAAAGAUACCAUUUCUGCCUCUCUCCCCGUCUGCCACAUCAGUCUACCCCGUCAGGCGAUGCAGCGCACACCCGCUAGAAUGCGCUCAAUACGAUGAGUGAUCCGAACGCCUUCAUUAGCAAUGGAACGUGCUAUACUGCGCGAGGGGAGAAGUUGGACGACAGCUUUAUCCCAUGCGGCAACGAUGCUUUUGGCCAUCAGGCCUGCUGUGGAGCAGGAGACAACUGUCUCGCUGACAACGCCUGCUUCGGUGUCCACGGCUCUGGCUAUGGUAGCUAUUUGACAUACUGGGCCGGGUGUACCGACCCGAAUUACGAAGACGCAACUUGUCCGAAGAAAGAAGUUGACCAGCCAUGGGUUGCUCUUACACGUUGCAAUGACAAAGAUGAUGAAUGGGCCAUCUGCUCCCAAGAGGGAAACCCCACGACUCUUCAGCCCGGCGCAUACUGCAGCUGCACCAUUGCAGCUUCGGCCACAAUUGCAUUCACCGACUCAAACACCCUUACCAGCAUAUGUUCGCUACCGAAGAGUACCGGCCAGAGCAUACAAUUUUUCGUCGGCCAUUUCCCUAGUUCUUCACUCGCUUCUGCUUCUGGAUCGGCCGCGCCAUCACAGAACUCUGCUUCUACCAGUGCCAGUGCAGGCGAAAGCUCCUCUGGUGCAUCGAGCUCUCCUGGGUCGCCAAGCUCCUCUGCUGCUGCGUCGAACUCAGCUACGACUACUUCCGGUCCAAAUUCCACGAAAGCAACUUCUACGUCCGGCCCUACUUCGGCAAGCGCAACUUCCGCAGAAGCUAGCGGUGGAUCAGAAGCUAGCAGUGGCUCAGUCACGGUCUUCACAUCAAGCGGCACAACAUUUACAUCGACCGUCACGCCCUCGACAACCUCUCCGGCCGGCGUGGCAGGCGGGGCUGGUGGCGGUGGUAGCGGCGGCACUCAUUCAGGGCUCAGCUCCGGAGCCAAAAUUGGCAUUGGAGUCGGCGCAGGCAUCGGCGCACUAAUCCUGCUCGCUUUGAUAUCAGCUUUCUUCCUGCUCCGCCGUAAGCGUCGACGGCGCCCCCGGUCAAAAGUCGAGAGCGGCGAUCAUGACAACGCUCCAGAUCUCUCCAAGCCGCCCCCAGCCGAUGAACCUCCCAAGUCUGAAAUGGUUCCCGCCUCUGUGCCUACGCCAUACGACACAAACGGGCAGAUGAUGUCCGAAGCUGACGGGCGGGCUGCCUGGCCUUGGACUCUGCGGAGUGAGCUUGAGGGCAGCCGUCCGACAAGGAAAGGAGAGCCUUUCCCUAUCGCUGAGUUACCGGGGAGUGAGAAUUUCCCGGGUGAGCAUGGACCAGGCGAUACUACGUUGGUCGGAGAGGCGAAUCGCCAAAUCGGUCCUGGAUGGCAGAAAGGGUCAUCGUUGAAGCUGCUGAACAGUAGCGCUGGGAAGGAGUACUUGCAGGCUUCUAGCUAGCAUCUCUCUAUAUACUUUGUUCUGUUGUAUAUACGUGUACAUAAUGAAGGCGAGUCACGCCCAAGGAGAGGACGGUGCAACAUGGUCUGGAGCAUAAAAGGAGGCCAGAAGUGUUCGGCGACGGCGGCGUAACUCACCGCAGACAGGAUCAUCGAUGAUACCCAAUAAGCACACAUAUCAAGUUAUGG
Messenger RNA from Exophiala xenobiotica, 1934 nucleotides. RefSeq lists its product as uncharacterized. Bases 388 to 1746 code for a protein of 452 amino acids. Lineage: Eukaryota; Fungi; Ascomycota; Eurotiomycetes; Chaetothyriales; Herpotrichiellaceae. The record is from RefSeq and is a predicted model, not a curated record. The transcript is spliced from 2 exons.